GUUCCUGAUUCACUGGUUUCAACCCUUCCCCACCAUCCUUUGGAUGUAAACUUUUCUGGGUUUCAGUUCUUUAUAACUAGGUUCUGCCAGAGUCCAAAAUGGCAAUUGAAAAGGAAAAACGAACUCCUACCGAGACAUCAGCGUGGGUCUCUGCGCAUGUGCAGUGACCCUAGCCUAGAGCCCCGGACGUAGGCUGAGCGUGGGGGUUACGCACCUGCGCUCGGCUUGCUGGUGCAUUGGCUGCCGGGAGGGAAGUGGAGUAUGUCUACCCCUUUUGAGGAACGGAGUGGAGUGGUUCUGUGCGGGACGCCGUGGGGCCAGUGGUAUCAGACCCUGGAGGAGGUGUUCAUUGAAGUUCAGGUUCCUCCAGGCACUCGCGCCCAGGAUAUCCAGUGCGGCCUGCAGAGCCGUCAUGUGGCGCUGGCCGUGGGUGGCCGCGAGAUCCUCAAGGGUAAACUCUUUGAUUCUACAAUAGCUGAUGAGGGAACAUGGACUUUAGAGGACAGAAAAAUGGUUCGUAUUGUUCUUACGAAGACAAAGAGAGAUGCAGCAAACUGUUGGACUUCUCUUCUAGAAUCUGAAUAUGCGGCUGAUCCUUGGGUGCAAGACCAAAUGCAGAGAAAACUUACCUUGGAGAGAUUCCAGAAAGAAAAGAUAUUGGCAACCCAAAUCAAAGAAACAGAUUAUGUGGUGGAAGAAAAAUGUGGAUGCUUACAAUUAAUGAAUUGCAAAAUAUAGUUAAAUGUAGUUCUAAAAAUUGCAUUCAAACGUGAUUUAUAUAGGAAAUAUCAUAACUACUGUGGGAAGUAUUCUGUGGAUAUAUGGUAACCUUUUUUGGAUUAAUUUUUGCUCAGUAUGAAGUUUUAUAUGUUCCUAUUUAAACUCAGUAAUUUUGUAUUUAAUCUGUAUUUUUAAUACAAAAAAACCCAUUAGAGUAUAGUUCAUGUGAGAUGCCAGGGUGCCUUCAUGGAAAAUUAAGUUUUUCUUUCCGUAAGUGUGAUCCAGGAAUAAUGUUGAAUAAACUUUUCUAAAUAGGAA
This is a messenger RNA of Choloepus didactylus (southern two-toed sloth), 1038 nucleotides long. RefSeq names its product NudC domain containing 2 (gene NUDCD2). The transcript has 4 exons. Lineage: Eukaryota; Metazoa; Chordata; Mammalia; Pilosa; Megalonychidae. Gene Ontology annotation, biological process: protein folding. Gene Ontology annotation, cellular component: cytoplasm. The record is from RefSeq and is a predicted model, not a curated record. Bases 262 to 738 code for a protein of 158 amino acids.